This is a messenger RNA of Candoia aspera, 3472 nucleotides long. RefSeq names its product endoplasmic reticulum to nucleus signaling 2 (gene ERN2). Lineage: Eukaryota; Metazoa; Chordata; Lepidosauria; Squamata; Candoiidae. Bases 1 to 3345 code for a protein of 1114 amino acids. The transcript has 23 exons. The record is from RefSeq and is a predicted model, not a curated record. Gene Ontology annotation, biological process: mRNA processing; protein phosphorylation; intrinsic apoptotic signaling pathway in response to endoplasmic reticulum stress. Gene Ontology annotation, molecular function: RNA endonuclease activity; protein serine/threonine kinase activity; ATP binding. Gene Ontology annotation, cellular component: IRE1-TRAF2-ASK1 complex.
AUGGGCGAGGCCAAGGAGCAGCCCCCAGGAGGCGACCGCCGAGCGCCGACCCUGCCGCACCUCCCGCUGUUGCUGCUGCUGCUGCUGCUGGAGGAGAGGGGAGGCUCGUCGGGACGGUCCGCCGAGCAACUAGAGCUUCGCGCGUUCGGCUCCCAGGGAAGCGGGGGCGAGGAGCGUCCGCGAAGGCGGGCAGCGGGCAGGUGCUCCCGCAGGCUCGCGGGCCGGGCCGGGCCGGGCCGUUCUUUCCCGAGCCGGGUUUCCCGGGCGCAGCUUCGGAAAGGGCGCGGGGAGGGCGACGGAGAGUCCGGGGCCCCAGAUGGGCGGACGGACUGCUCGGAUCCUCGUGAUCGCCCGGAGAGCCGCUGGCAGCGCUGUUGGCGCCGGGCACUCCGCUUCUUGGGCGGCCUGGCCGCCUGUUUGCCGCGGGGCAGCCGCGCAGAGGCGCCCGCGCAGUGGCUCCCGACGCGGCGCUCGGACCUGCGGCCGAGCGGGAGGCUCUGCUUCCAGGUCCAGGGCGAGAGCGGUGCCAGUCCGCCUCCGGGAAAGCCUGGGCCCACCUCCGGCGGAGCGGGCGGGCGGGCAGCCUGGCUCUGGGCCCACCCGCCGCGUCUCCCUUUCCCGCAGACUCUGGCCGGCGGCCCCGCAGCGUCGGAGUCGGAGCCGCCGCUCUUCGUGGCCACGCUCGACGGGCGGCUCCGCGCAGUGAGCCCGGCCACGGGGGUCGCCCGGUGGACGCUGAAGGAGGAUCCCCCUCUGCUGGUGCCCCGCGGAGAGCCCGAGCCAGCAUUCCUCCCGGACCCCAGUGAUGGCAGCUUGUAUGUGGUGGGGGGCAAGGACAAGGGAGGGCUGAUGAAGCUGCCUUUCACCAUUCCCGAGCUGGUGCAGUCUUCUCCUUGCCGAAGCUCCGAUGGUGUCAUCUACACAGGAAAAAAGGAAGACACCUGGUUUCUGGUGGAUCCAGCAUCAGGGGAGAAGCAGAGUGUGCUGUCCACAGAGGCCUGGGAUGGGCUGUGCCCCACCAGCCCCUUGCUGUUCAUCGGACGCAGCCAGUAUGUCAUCACCAUGUACGACACCAAGUCCCGCGAGCUGCACUGGAAUGCCACGUACUUGGAUUACUCUGCUCCCUUCCAUGACCGGAAUUAUGACUACAAAGUGGCCCACUUGGCCUCCAGCGGAGACGGCUGGCUGGUGACAGUGGGAAAGGAGGGUGGAGAGGUGCUCUGGAUGCAGGACUAUGGAUCGCCCGUGGUCGGCGUUUACACCUGGCACCAGGACAGUCUGCACCGGGCGCCCCACCUCACUAUAGCCACGGAGAGCCUGCGCUACCUCGUCCUGCACUCUCGGGACAUCCACCUCAUCAACUGGAGUUUCCAGACCACCAAGGACUUUGUCGCCAAGAGCCGCUUGCUGACAACCCUGUAUGUGGGCAAAUAUGCCGGGGGCUUUUACGCUUUGACGUCCCUGGUGCACGAAGGCAUGGCCCUUGUGCCUCAGGGCAUGGCUCUGGCCCAGAGCAGUGGCCCCAUCACACGCGAGGUGACACUCCAAAAGUCUGGCGAGUGCAAGUUCACACCCAGCACGGGCAUCCAGUAUCCGCCGGGCAGCACCCCCCUCCCCCACAGCCAGUGGCUGCUGAUAGGACAUCACGAACUGCCCCCGGUGGUCCACACCACCAUGCUGAGGGCCCUUCCCGAGAGCCUGCGGAGGACCCCGGAGGCUAUUGUGCCACAAGGCUCCCCUGCCCAGACCCUCUUCGAAGAGUUCCUGGCCCCCCGCAGUCUGCAGGGGCAUCUGGGUGACAGCCGGCCCUGGACGGGCCCCCCCAGGAAGGAGGCUCCGAUGGAAACGGAUCCCGAGUUUGGCGGCUGGGAGCUGGUAGUGGUUGGCGUGGCCUCCAUCUGUUGGGGUGGGGGGCUCCUCUGCCUUCUGCUACGGAGGGAAAGGGUCCCUCCUGGGCGCUGCUCUGGCCAGCCUCCUCCUGCGGCCUCCAGCCAUUUCCCAAGCAUGACUCCUGAAGGUUCCCUGGAGCUGGACCGUAGGGCCGACCUCCCUGCCUCCUCAGGCUUGACUGAUGGGGGAUCCCUCCAGAGCCCCCCGAUGGGAAGCCCUGGUCAAGCAGGUGUUGCCCCCAAAACCGUUACCGUGGGGAAGCUCUCCUUCAGGCCCCAGGAUGUGCUUGGCCGUGGGGCAGGGGGCACCUUUGUGUUCCGUGGCCGCUUUGAUGGGCGCAACGUGGCGGUGAAACGUCUGCUGCCGGAAAGCAUCCGCUUGGUGGAUCGCGAGGUCCAGCUGCUGCGAGAGUCCGAUGCGCACCCCAACGUGGUGCGCUAUUUCUGCACAGAGGUGGACCGGCAGUUCCAUUACAUCGCCAUUGAGCUGUGCUCAGCCACCCUACAGGAGUACGUGGAGAGCUCUGUCUUCGCUGGCAAGGGCCUGGAUCCGCUCUCCCUGCUGUUCCAGACCAUGUCCGGAUUGGCACAUCUGCACUCCCUCAGCAUAGCUCAUCGUGACCUGAAGCCCUGCAACAUCUUGAUCUCGGUCCCCGACGGGCAAGGCCAGCUCCGGGCUGUCAUCUCCGACUUUGGCCUGUGCAAGAAGUUCCGGGGGGGGCACCAGAGCUUCAGUCUCGGCUCGGGCAUCCCUGGCACCGAGGGGUGGAUCGCACCUGAGAUGCUCAGGGAGGACGCAAAGGAGAGCCCCACCUGUGCGGUGGACAUCUUCUCCGCUGGCUGCAUCUUCUACUACGUUCUGUCCCACGGGCAGCAUCCCUUUGGGCACAGCUUCCAUCGCCAGGCCAAUAUUCUGGAGGGCGCCUACCGGCUGGUGCAGCUCCAGCAGGAGACUCACAGCAACGUGGUUGGGCGGGACUUGAUAGAAGCCAUGAUCAGCGGAGACCCCCACCUGCGCCCCUCGGCCACGCAGGUCCUCCAGCACCCCUUCUUCUGGGGCCCUGAGAGGCGGCUGCAGUUCUUCCAGGACGUCAGCGACCGCCUUGAAAAGGAGCCGGCGGACGGGCCCCUGGUUAGCGCGCUGGAGGCCGGGAGCCUGGCUGUGGUGCGAGGGAACUGGCAGGUGCACCUUUCUGCCCCACUCCAGACAGACCUCAGGAAGUUCCGGAGAUACCAUGGCAGCUCGGUGCGUGACCUGCUGCGAGCCAUGAGGAAUAAGAAGCAUCACUACCAGGAACUGCCCGGCAGCGUGCAAGAGGCCCUGGGCACCCUCCCCCAUGGAUUUGUCCACUACUUCAUGGACCGCUUUCCCCGCCUGCUGCUGCACACUCACCAGGCCAUGCACUUAUGUGCUGGCGAGAGGCUCUUUCAGAGAUACUACUGCCAGGGGGAGUGACGUGCCUUCCAGUGGGAAUGGGGUGCUUGCUGGCCCCCUGCCCUCUUGCUUCUCAGUGUGUUCAGCACAUAUCAGCCUGCCCCUGUUCUGGAGGGACCCAAUUCAGCACGAGCAUGCCAGCAUUCGA